Molecule: messenger RNA, 1729 nt
Organism: Cuscuta europaea
Lineage: Eukaryota; Viridiplantae; Streptophyta; Magnoliopsida; Solanales; Convolvulaceae
Source: the annotation of a GenBank genome assembly
UUAGUAUUGUUCUACAUGAUUUAAGUGUGGAAUAAUGGGUUGGAAAGUGAUUCUAAGUCCAAAAACGGACUUAGAAGCCAAAUCGACCGGUUUGCCGGAAAAUAACCUUUUAUAGGUUAUUUGUGUUGAUAUGGGUUUUGUGAUGAUAAAACCUUGUUAGGAACUUGAUUUAAAGUAUUUUGAGCUUCGCCGGAGUUUCGUCGGCGUUGGUCAAAGUUCGCCGGAGUUGGUCAAAGUUCACCGGAGUUGGUCAAAGUUCGCCGGAGUUGGUCAAAGUUCAAUCGAGGAACGUAGAACGCGCUUAAGCUUAAUUAAGGUAACAAUAUGGAAGUUGGUUCCCUCUUCGCUUUGAAAAACGCGAAAGGAAAGAAGAAGGCCUCGGCGGGCGCUUCUGCCAGGGAGGGGCCCUCUCAAACUGCUGGCGCUGCUGCUGGCGCCGGAGGGUCCAAGGGUGCUGGGCCCGUCAAAAAGAAGAUUGCUGGAAAGGGGACCGAGCCCCCGGCCAAGAAGCCGAAGACCACCGCCCCUACCAAACAACCGAUCACCGAUGUGGUGGUGAUUGUGGACGAAGGGCACGCUUCUGCCUCCACCCCCCAGGAACAAAUCAAUCAGGAGUUCUUUGGGCGGGAGAGGUUGGAGGCGUUAGUACCGAAGGGGGCCUCCGUGUUGGAGGGCAGUUUGAACCCUUCGGCUCUGAUGAGCCAGAUGCUGCCGUCGGCCGACCGACUGGCCCUUGCCCGGCUGGACGAGGGAUCCCUCGUGGCGAAGGUCCUCCUGAAUGCUGCCUCCACUUUUAUGGGCCUCUGCGAGCACCUCCGAAGGGUGGAUCAAAUGAGGGAGGCCAAGGGUGCCGCCGAGGGGGAGGCCGCCCUCCUCAGGAAGAAGCUUGCUGAAGCCGAGGACUCUCUCCGGCUGGCCACCGACGGCAUGGAGCAGAGGGUGCAGGCUGCAAGGGCCGAAGGGGUCAAUGAGGGGCUAGCCAGGGCCGGGGAGGCCGCCGCCGAGGCCGCCCGUAUUGCUGCCGAUGAAGCCCGCACGGCUCAAGAAGAGGCCGUCUCCAAGGCCCGAGAGGAUGCGGUGACCAGCUUCACGGCCGAAGGGUGGAAGGCCGAAGACCGGAGGGAGUGGCUCGCUUCGGUGGUGGGGGCUUCAGUAGACGAGUGGGUCGGGGCCCCUGGAAAGAUGUGGCUUGCUGAGAGGGGCGACUCGUACUACCAAGGCGGGGAGUUCUUCACCCAACGCCUCAUCUACCGGAAGCUUGCGAAGCACUUUCAGGUGGCACCGGAGGAGUUCCGUCCCGAGGUUUAUGGCCUCCCCCCCCAGCCAGAUGUCAGGAUCCCGCUCCCCGAGGGGGAAGAGAGACCGGUUCUUGAAGACUCGGAGACCCUCCGGGAGUGCGGCCUUGGCGGUGAAGAGGAUGAAGCCGAGAGCGAGGCGAUAUCUACAGUUUCCCCUUCUUAAAUUGUAUUCCCCCCUUUUGGUGUUGUAAUUGUUGGCCUCGGCCCCCUUUGUAAAGCACAAUCAAACUUCUCUUUAUUUUUGAAUGAAUGAGUACAUAUGCCCUCGGGCCUUUGAUAUACAAUCUGCUUCCUUUGGAUUUGUUCAUUGUCGAAUACAUGCCUUCGUCUUGCUUUGGAUGUAUGCCUUGAUCCUUUGAAUGUAUGUUUUAGGAUUUAGAAUAUUUUCUGAUUGUAGCUUGCCCCUGGAAGCCUUCGGUAGUUGGGCACCC